AUGCUCCCGAUAAAUUGUCAAGAGUUUCAGGAUUUGUCUGGUGCACUGAACAAGCCCGACGACGUUCCUGUCCCCGACAACGAACAAGAACAAGAACUAGAUACGAACCUGCCAACCUGCCAGAUGGACGGGGAUAGCUCUUCUACGGAGGAACAAGAGGACACGUCUGAGAGGAAACAAACCUCCAAGCUCACCCUCGCUGAAAAAUUGAGCAUCAUUCGCUCCCAUGAGAGCCCCGACUGCCUUUACAAAACUCACGAAAGUCUCGCCCGCGCCUUCGGCAAGAGCCGCUCAGCCAUCUCCAAACUUCUCCGACCCGAAAACGUGUACAAGCUGAAGCUGAUGGAGGCGUCGGGCGUGAAGCUGACAGUGAAGCGAGCGGUGAGGCAGAUUCCACAGUUCGAGGUGGCUGUCAGAACCUUCGUGCUGGGACUUGAAGGCAAGGCGCAGCGGCGACUGCGGGUGCAAGCGUUUGCGAAAGAGCUGGCGGGGAGGCUUGGGAUUGACAACUUCAGCGGGGGGAGGGGGUGGUACAACGGGUUCAUGAAGCGACAUGGGCUUGGGGUCGGAAACCACGAGGGAUGA
Guillardia theta CCMP2712 is the source of this 585-nucleotide messenger RNA. RefSeq lists its product as hypothetical. The transcript has a single exon. The coding region runs from base 1 to 585 and encodes 194 amino acids. NCBI's taxonomy places the organism in Eukaryota, Cryptophyceae, Pyrenomonadales, Geminigeraceae. The record is from RefSeq and is a predicted model, not a curated record.